UGAAAGCUACACGAGUUUGCUUUGACAGUUGGGCGGUAAUUGUUGCAGAUAGGGAGCUGAAAACUGACUGAGACCAUAAAAACAUCAAGGCGCAAAUGCACUAAAUGCCUAAAGUACGAGGGGCACUUUCAUGAAGUACACCAGGGAUAUUAAUCCAGGUAAAGCAAGAGAAGGAAAAGAACGUUUGGAUGUAGAAGCACACAAGGAUUUGUAAGAGAACUGAGAUUGUGGAUUGUUCAAAAUAUAACAACUGACAAGACACUGACUGGAAGGAUUUAAUACUUGGAGGUACUUGGAGCCUUUAACACAAGGAAAACACCACUGAAAAAAAUUGGAGAUACAAACAUACAAUUUUGCAGUGUUGUUUGAUACAACAAGCUCUCAAAUAGAUUACGUAAGAGUUUGAAAUUCAAAUAAUCCCCACAGCUCGGCCUCCGCUCAGUGCUCAGCAGUCACGCAACAUGUUUCCAUUGUUCUAACACAGUCUUUCCUGUUAUGUCCAAGUGGUAGAGUAGAUAAAGGCUGUGUGUCAGGCUUUUGCCAUAACUCUCAUGAUUUUCACUGUAUGGGGGUGGUGAGCCUCACAGUCCACAUCAAAAAUACAGCAUACGUGCACUUACACCAUGCACACGCACAGUGUAGGUUAAUGAGUAUUGCUGUAGCUCCAGUUCCCCAUGACUCACGACGCAGUCGUAUAAAGGGCUUAACACAAGGUAGGAGGGGAUAAGCAGCACCCCUGAUGUUUAAGCUGCGUUUGCUUUGAAGCAGAUGUGAGCAUGUGUGUUCAGUCUCUCUCUCCUCCUCUCCUCACUCUUUCUUCGUUUGUGUGUGUAAGCGUAUGCUGGUGUGCUCAUGCUCCUCAAGAGUGCUAAACCAAACGUCACAACUAUUAAUGUGUCCUGAUCAUCCCACUGAAAAUGAAGCUAAUCUGUUGUGAGGGAAAUGGGACCAUUGUUCGAGGGAACCGGCCCCCUAAAGAUGCGUCCAUCAAUGGCCUGCUGGAGGAAUUUGACAACAUCUCAGUAACGCGCUCCAACUCCCUGCGUAAAGAGAGCCCACCAGGUCCCCACCAAGCUGGAAGCAGCUCCAAACCCUUGGGCAGUGGUCAUCCCAACGCCCUGGAGGAGAAUGGAUUCAACCACUACUACUCCCGCUACUCCUGUGACCUAGACACCUCCAGCAGGGACUUCUCUUUGGAUCCCUGCAGGCCAGGUUUCUCCAUUGAUGGGGACUGGGCUGUGGGGAGACACUAUCGAUUCACCAAACAGAAUGGCCACUCGCAUCCCAUACGCAGUCCCUUCUACCCAGAUGCCAUGCCCCAAAAAUCGGACUACAGCAAGCUGCCCCCAGACUACCAUACAUACCUGGAGAGCAAAGGGCGCUCAGCCGAUGAGGUGGCCUCCACUAUUGGCAGUGGGGUGGGUUCCAGUGGCUACUAUCGGGCGUCUGUAGGUGGCUCAUCAAGCCAGGACUACAGAGACACUUCAGUAGGCACACCAUCUCGUGCCUCACUACACAGUGAGCAGAUCAACUACCCAGACAGUGAGUGGAGCUAUGGUGGCCUGCGGGACGAAUAUGAAAAGCGACCCAAGAGUUCCUAUGUGACGCAGACCAGCCCCACACCGGCUAUCAGGCAGCGAUCUCGGUCAGGCUCUGGGCUGCAGGAGCCAAAUGUCCCCUACGCAGCCAGCGGGGCUUUCAAGAACACUCCACAGGCCCAUCCAUACAGCUCCUACACAUACCCUCGCCUCUCGGAGAGUCUCGCUAACUCACAGACCAUAGCUAAGGCUGACUAUGAGCGUCCAUCACGUGAUGACAGUCAUGGCAGCCUCCAGGUUACAGGUGGUGACACCUACCCCCGAGGGCCUCUUAAGCUACCUCAGAGCCACACCAAGCCACCUGGCUACCCCCCAGCACACCUGCCCUACCCCCCUGUCUUUCACCAUUACAAACCCUCACCCUACCAUCAUCCCCCCUCCCAGCCGAGCCCACCAUACACCCCUCAGGGGGCCUACUCGCAGCCUUCAUCACCUUACAUCCCCCCAGGGGCCUAUCCCCCUCCUUCUUGGGGGUCAAGCUCAGACACCCAACCCUCCAGAGUCUCCCAUGAGCAGUUCAGAGCUGCACUUCAACUGGUCGUCAACCCAGGUGACCCUCGGGAAUACCUGGACAGCUUUAUCAAGAUUGGUGAGGGCUCCACGGGUAUUGUGUGCAUUGCCAGUGAGAAACACAGCGGCAAGCAGGUGGCUGUGAAGAAGAUGGACCUCAGGAAACAGCAGAGGAGAGAGCUGCUCUUUAAUGAGGUGGUGAUUAUGAGGGACUACCAUCAUGAGAACGUAGUAGAUAUGUACAACAGCUACCUGGUGGGAGACGAGUUGUGGGUCGUCAUGGAGUUCCUGGAGGGUGGGGCACUCACUGAUAUUGUGACUCACACCAGGAUGAAUGAGGAGCAGAUUGCUACAGUAUGUUUGUCGGUGCUGAGGGCUCUGUCCUACCUGCACACACAGGGCGUCAUCCACCGCGACAUUAAGAGCGACUCCAUUCUACUGACCAGCGAUGGCAGGAUCAAGCUGUCAGACUUCGGCUUUUGUGCUCAAGUUUCCAAAGAGGUGCCCAAGAGGAAGUCCCUUGUAGGCACGCCGUACUGGAUGGCACCAGAGGUCAUCUCUAGACUACCUUAUGGGACUGAGGUGGAUAUCUGGUCUUUAGGCAUCAUGGUGAUUGAGAUGGUGGAUGGAGAGCCCCCUUACUUUAAUGAGCCCCCUCUGCAGGCCAUGAGGAGGAUACGAGACAACCUGCCUCCACGGCUAAAAGAGUCACACAAGGUGUCUUCAGUGCUUCGAUCCUUCCUGGACCUGAUGCUAGUGAGGGAGCCAUCUCAGAGAGCUACAGCCCAGGAACUCCUCCAGCACCCCUUCCUCAAGCUUUCGGGACCGCCUUCCUGCAUCGUCCCCCUCAUGAGACACUAUCGCCACCGCUGACCUGCUGGCCCAAACCCACCGUCUUCUACACUAAAAACACAUACAUACUGUACACACAGUACCAGGGUGGCACUGCCCUAACCCAGCCAAAACACUCCACCGCUUGGUGGUGCGCCACUAACACUCACACCUGUAACCGUGACGUAGAUUAGGUAGAUGAAUAUCUAAGAAAUAUAUUUAAAAAACACACCACACAGAAAAGAAGAAAAAAAUCGUCUACUAUUUUGAAAUUAUCAACUGGAGUAGAGGAGUGCUCUGUGCCAGAGGAACUCUCUAGACAUCCAGUAGAAACAUGUGGCCUGGCUCGCCCUGCUGCAGUCUUCUCUCUUCCUCGACUGUGAGUCUUCAGCUCCAUGUAGAGUUGUAGUAGCCAUCAGCAAGAGCUUCAGAGGGUUGCGUCGAACUGGAGGGACCCUGAGGACCGGCAGUCUGCUCCAGACCAAAGCAGCGGAGGGCAGAACAAUCAGCUGCGUGCAGAAAGAGCGGUUUCUGACUGGUACUGACUCUCAGACGGCUGCUGCGUCAUCAGUCCAUCUGAAGGACAGGCUGCUGCUCAGCUGGUCAAACAGAGACGAGCUCUCUUGUAUCGCUCUUCUCAAACACUAACAGUGAAAAUGUAUUUUAGAGAAACUUGUAAGUUUUUCUGUACAGUUUUGAUAAUUUGCAGUAUUUUAUCGUGUCGUAACCAUUGUGAUAUGAGCAGUAUUAAACAGAGUUUCUGCAGAGAUCUUUCCUACUGUUUAUAAUCCAGUUUUUGCUUAAAGAUAUAGGAGAUAUCCCAAAUAAACCCAUCUAAACCUAACUGUUACUAAAAUACGAAAUAUAUUUAUUAUCUUACAUUUGUAGACAGAACUUCAAUUAAAUGUUGGAAAAAGGGUAAUGUCAGAAUUUUGUAUGACGUUUUAAAGUAUUUAUUUAUUUAUUGGAAUUGAAGCUUUAUUUUUUGGUAGUGUGGCCUUUUUUUUGCUUAUUUUGUUUUGUUUUUUUGUUGGGUUUUGAUUUACAUUUCUAACAACGCAUCGGCAGACAGUGAUAUCAGUUGUUUUAUCAUCCAAGCAAUACCCCAAACCUGUUUAUGAAACCAUGAAGCCCUGUAUUUAUGAUACUGUAAUUACACCAUGCAUUUAAAUGUAGCACAGAUUGAGUGGAUUUGACCAAAAAAAGAUUUACUCUACGCAGACCUGUUUUCUUUUAUAUUAGGAAUGUCAUCCUGUUUCUCUAAAUGCUAAGAGGCGCCCAUCCAAGACGCCUGCAUACCGCACAGAUUUUAGGAUGCUGAUAAAAGGUCUCGUUUUUUAUUCACAUACUCACUGUCAUCAUCUCACUCCUUAUCCCGCCUCAGUCAGAGACACACUCGCUAUCACUGGAACUGUGCUGCCAUUCUCAUCUCUGGUCAGACCAGGAGAACAGUGUAAUCCUCCUCCCUGCAUCGUUUUUACCAAUCAUUCACUGUGAUAUGUAAAUAUGACUGUGCGUAGGUGAGCGUGUGUGUGUUUGUUUGCGUGCGAGUGUGUGUCCAUGUGUGUCAAAGAGCAAAAGAGGUAGAGCGUGUUUAUCUCUGUACAACAUCUGAAAGUGUGUGUGCGAGCGUGUGUUUGUUUGUGUGCUGCUGGUUAAUCCUUGACAAUGUGUCAGGACUUGAAUGAGUAACACUUAUCUGUGGUGUUGGCUUGUACAGUGAUAUUGCAUGUUUGUUAUCAGUGAAGCUGGUUUCAAUUAAAAAAAC
Xiphias gladius (swordfish) is the source of this 4707-nucleotide messenger RNA. RefSeq names its product p21 protein (Cdc42/Rac)-activated kinase 5 (gene pak5). Gene Ontology annotation, molecular function: protein serine/threonine kinase activity; ATP binding. The transcript has 10 exons. Gene Ontology annotation, biological process: regulation of MAPK cascade; cytoskeleton organization; apoptotic process. Gene Ontology annotation, cellular component: cytoplasm. The record is from RefSeq and is a predicted model, not a curated record. NCBI's taxonomy places the organism in Eukaryota, Metazoa, Chordata, Actinopteri, Istiophoriformes, Xiphiidae. Bases 918 to 2981 code for a protein of 687 amino acids.